Messenger RNA from Sphaerulina musiva SO2202, 963 nucleotides. Its product is annotated as CBS-domain-containing protein. Lineage: Eukaryota; Fungi; Ascomycota; Dothideomycetes; Mycosphaerellales; Mycosphaerellaceae. Bases 1 to 963 code for a protein of 320 amino acids. The record is from RefSeq and is a predicted model, not a curated record. The transcript is spliced from 2 exons.
AUGCCUUAUCAGGAUCGGGAGCAGAUUGAGGGUCUGCGCGCCAUUCGAGCCUUUCUCAAGGUCCGCACCAGCUACGAUGUGCUGCCGCUCAGCUACCGCUUGAUUGUCUUCGAUACGAGCCUGUUGGUCAAGAAGAGUCUGAACAUUCUCACGCAGUGCGCCAUCGUCUCUGCGCCGUUAUGGGACUCGAAGACAUCUGCAUUCGCGGGCUUACUCACUGUAUCCGAUUACAUUAAUGUCGUUCAGUACUACUGGCAGAACCAGGAAGAGCUGGGUCGAAUUGAUAAGUUUAAGCUGAGCAGCCUCCGCGACAUCGAGCGAGCCAUUGGAGUCACUCCUAUCGAGACAGUCUCAAUCCACCCGUUACAGCCACUCUACGAAGCUUGCCGCCGAAUGCUUGGGUCUCGUGCCCGACGUAUACCGUUGAUCGACAAGGACGACGAGACAGGUCAGGAAAUGGUGGUGAGCGUCAUCACACAGUACCGCAUCCUGAAAUUCAUUUCAGUCAAUGUGAAAGAGACGCAGAUGUUGAGGAAACCGCUGCGGGAGCUGAACGUGGGCAGCUAUACGGACUUGGCCACGGCUACAAUGGACACGCCCGUGAUGGACUGCAUACAAAUGCUUGUGAAGAAGAGCAUAUCGAGUGUACCGAUCCUCGACAAAGACGGGACAGUUCUCAACGUGUUUGAGUCGGUGGAUGUGAUCACAUUAAUCAAGGGAGGAGAUUACGAAAAUUUGAAUUUGACUGUGGGACAAGCACUGGACAAGAGAUCAGACGACUUUCCUGGCAUUUACACUUGCACGCUCAGCGAUCGCAUGGAUACGAUAUACGAUACGAUCCGCAAGUCUCGCGUCCAUCGACUCGUGGUUAUCGACGAAGAGAACCAAUUGAAGGGACUUUUAUCGCUGAGUGACAUACUAGACUACACACUCAAUAGCCCGCUCGGAGACAGUGACGAUUAG